Mesitornis unicolor (brown roatelo) is the source of this 438-nucleotide messenger RNA. RefSeq names its product fibroblast growth factor 5-like. Gene Ontology annotation, biological process: cell differentiation; positive regulation of protein phosphorylation; positive regulation of cell population proliferation. The record is from RefSeq and is a predicted model, not a curated record. NCBI's taxonomy places the organism in Eukaryota, Metazoa, Chordata, Aves, Mesitornithiformes, Mesitornithidae. Gene Ontology annotation, molecular function: fibroblast growth factor receptor binding; growth factor activity. Gene Ontology annotation, cellular component: cytoplasm.
GGUAUUUUGGAAAUAUUUGCUGUGUCUCAGGGGAUUGUAGGAAUACGAGGAGUUUUCAGCAACAAAUUUUUAGCGAUGUCAAAAAAAGGAAAACUCCAUGCAAGUGCCCAGUUCACGUCCGACUGCCACUUCCGGGAGCGUUUCCAGGAGAACAGCUACAACACGUAUGCCUCGGCGGUGCACCGCGGCCCGCGCCCCGGCCGGCAGUGGUACGUGGCCCUCAAAAAGGCCAAGCGCGGCUGCAGCCCCCGCGCUAGGCCCCAGCACGUCUCCACGCACUUCCUGCCCCGCUUCCGGCAGCCGCAGCCCCCCGAGCUCGCCUUCACUGUUGCCCUCCCCGAAAAGAAGCCCCCGCCGCCCAAACCCAAGGUCGCCCCGGCCCCGCCACGGAAAAACCCCGGCCCCAUCAAGUACAGGCUGAAGUUUCGCUUUGGGUAG